Molecule: messenger RNA, 735 nt
Organism: Megalops cyprinoides (Indo-Pacific tarpon)
Lineage: Eukaryota; Metazoa; Chordata; Actinopteri; Elopiformes; Megalopidae
Gene: hypk
Product: huntingtin interacting protein K
Exons: 4
Coding region: 24-389 (121 amino acids)
Biological process (GO): negative regulation of apoptotic process; protein stabilization
Source: RefSeq, a predicted model, not a curated record
GUUCCGGACGCACAAUAGCAAACAUGGCCGCUGAAGGAGAUGUGGAUUUGGACCUGGAAGCCGAGGAGAAUUGUACUGGAAAGCCAGCAGAAAAACCUCGCAAACAUGACAGCGGAGCGGCGGACUUGGAGCGGGUCACCGAUUAUGCCGAAGAAAAGGAAAUAUCCAGCUCCGAUCUCGAAACGGCUAUGUCAGUGAUCGGCGACAGGAGGUCAAGAGAACAAAAAGCCAAACAGGAGAGAGAAAAAGAGUUGGCCAAAGUCACCAUUAAGAAAGAGGACGUAGAGCUCAUAAUGAGCGAAAUGGAGAUCCCACGAGGCAUGGCAGAACGCAGCCUCCGAGAACACAUGGGCAAUGUGGUGGAGGCACUGAUCGCUCUUACAGACUGAACGGACCCAAGACCCUCUAAAUGCUUCCCAAUGGCACGGACACCACAAACAACAGCUAUCUGUUUUGCACAGACUUUGUGGACUGCAGGAACUUCAUUCCAUGUGCCUGGUGCAUGGACAAAGCAUAGCUAGUAUAUUUUAUAUAAAACACUUUUUUUCUCUAAGACGGUUUUCCGUUUGAAAUGUUUAAUCUACAAAAAAUGAUGACAAAUGUCUUUUUUUCCAAGUGCACCCUGAUGUGAUGGCAAAGUGUUUAAAAAGGGUUAAAAUAAGAGGUGAUAAUCUGCCUUGAAUUACUGGUUUAAUAUCUUUCAAUAAAAGGUCACCACUUUCAGAAGUUGUUAUA